Molecule: messenger RNA, 8025 nt
Organism: Serinus canaria (Common canary)
Lineage: Eukaryota; Metazoa; Chordata; Aves; Passeriformes; Fringillidae
Gene: POFUT4
Product: fucosyltransferase 11
Exons: 3
Coding region: 40-1512 (490 amino acids)
Cellular component (GO): Golgi membrane
Molecular function (GO): alpha-(1->3)-fucosyltransferase activity
Source: RefSeq, a predicted model, not a curated record
GGCGGGCCCGCGGCACGGCCCGGGGCUGGCGGGCUGGGCAUGGGGGGCGCUGGGCCGGCGUGGGGGCCCGCGGGCCUGUGGGUGACGCUGGCGCUUGCCUGGAGUGCGGGAGUGGCUCUGGCCGCGGAGGAGCCGGCCGAGCCGUGCGGGGCGGAUGGGUGGGCGCAGGACGCCGUCCCGCCGGGCGCGGCCUUCGUCGCCACCGCGUCGUACCGCGGGCCCGGCAACAACGACACGCGGAACAACAAGGCGCUGCCCAUCCUGCUGUGGUGGAGCGGGAGCCUCUUCCCGCACUUCCCCGGCGACACGGAGCGCAUCGACUGCCCCCGCGGCUCGUGCCUCGUCACCCGGAGCCGGCGGGUGGCCCGGCACCGCCGCACCAAGGCGCUCAUCUUCUACGGUACCGACUUCAGGGCGUACGAGGCGCCGUUGCCCCGCCUGCCCCACCAGACCUGGGCGCUCUUCCACGAAGAGUCCCCCAUGAACAACUACGUGCUGUCGCACUCGCCCGGCAUCCGGCUCUUCAACUACACGGCCACCUUCCGCCGGGAGUCUGACUACCCGCUCACGCUGCAGUGGCUGCCAGGCACCGCGUACCUGCGGGCACCGGCCGUGCCCCUGGCCGAGAAGGACGCGUGGCGGCGGAAGGGCUACGGCCCGGUGCUGUACAUGCAGUCCCACUGCGAUGUGCCCUCGGACAGGGACCGCUACGUGCGGGAGCUCAUGAAGUACAUCCAGGUUGACUCCUAUGGUAAAUGCCUGCAUAACCGUGAGCUCCCCAGUGAGCGACUGAGAGACACUUCUACAGCCACUACAGAAGAUUCUGAAUUUAUGACUUUUAUUGCCAGGUACAAGUUCCAUCUGGCCUUGGAGAAUGCCAUAUGUGAUGACUACAUGACAGAGAAGCUGUGGCGUCCCAUGCACUUGGGUGCUGUCCCAGUGUACCGAGGCUCCCCAGCUGUGCGGGACUGGAUGCCAAACAACCUCUCCAUCAUUCUUAUAGAUGAUUUUGACAGCCCCCAAGAGCUGGCAAAGUAUCUUGAUUUCCUGGACAAGAAUGGAGAGGAAUAUUUGAAGUAUCUAGAGUAUAAAACCAUAGGUGGAAUCAAAAACCAGUUCUUGCUAGAGAGCUUGGAGAAGCGGGAGUGGGGCGUAAAUGACAUGACCCUGCCCAAUUACCUGAAUGGCUUUGAGUGUUUCAUCUGUGACAAGGAGAACACCCGGGUCAAAGAGGAGCAGAAACACAAGAAGUCUCAUGGAAAAAUUCCAGCUCCCAGACCUCAUAUAGCUCAGUUUAAGCACAUGGGAUGUCCUAUGCCAACCCCUGGGUUUGGAAGUGUUGAAGACCUCUCUGGUGGAGACAGUUGGAAAGAAAUGUGGCUGCAGGAUUAUUGGCAAAGCCUUGAUCAGGGUGAGGCCCUCACUGCUAUGAUUCAUCGCAAUGAGUCUCAUCAGGGAAGAUUUUGGGACUACAUGCAUGAGAUUUUUCUGAAGAGGACCAGGCAACACUGACCCAUCUUUGUAAGAGCUUGAUCUGAAUAUUGCAUUGAAAGUUGAAACUGUGAAUUCUUACUCACUUCAAAUGUUUGCCUUGAAAAAACAAAACCAAAAAAACUCUCAAAGAGACAAUUUUUUCUGGUGCACAAAGUGAGUAAGCUUCUGUUAUGAUUGGAUUUCAGCAGUGGAAACAUUUAUAACUGCUCUGGUUUCAGUUUCAUCUUCGUGGUGUGAAGCCACUCCAGGCUUGCAAGUGUCAACAUGUGGGGCAAAAGAGGAAUUUACUCUCCUUUUGCAUUUGCUAUACUUAUAUUGUGUCUUUCAUGACUUCAGGCUCUUGCUCAAGUGCCCUAAGGUAUUUCAGGGAUUUUUUAAGUCUUCAGAAUAUUAGUUGUUUUUUUAAGUAUUUUAUCAAUCACAAAUUUUCUUCAUUAAGAUGUACUUUUAGUUGCUAUUAACAAAUGGCUUUUCCGGUGAAGGAAUUACGAAAGACAUAUCUGUGAAGAGCAAUCGUGCCUUAUGAAUUUACUGCAAUAAAGUCUCUUCUCCCCAAGUAACAUGCCUCAAAUACUCCUUUUCAAGCUAACAGAAUAACUAUGGGAGGUCACUAAACUCUCUGCCUAAUUUUCCUCUUUUGAUGACUUAGUAGAUCAUACAUACAAUGCGAUGGGAGAACAAAUUAUUUAAGUUGCAACUUUCAUCAAGUAUUUCACACCAGAAAGUGCAUUACCUGGUACUGUGUAGAACAAAAUAAAAUUCUAUACUUUGGUUCUUUUAAGUAUCCAUCAAAUCUGAAAUCUGUAAUCUCUAUUUACUGUUAUCUCCUUAAUGCUAGCAAUUCAGAGGCUUUGGAUUUUUUUCCUUUUGAGUAUGUGCAGCUUUCUGCAAAGACAAAUACAUUUUCACAGUGGUGCCUUUCCAGUGGUCUCUGCAGUUUGGAGACAAGUCUUGAAGUCUUUGUAUGCUGAAAUGGGUGAUCGGAACCAGGUGCACUGAGAUGGUUUUGUAUCUCUACCGACCUUAACACAUUGUGAUCCUGGUCUGUAACCAGAGUUCCUGAAUGACAGCCUGUGGAUUGAUCUUCCUUGCUGCAUAGCCUGUAUUGCUUACAGGUAUAAAUAAACUCCACUGUUCCCUGCCAUAGUGGGUAUCUUUCUGAAAUAAUUGAUCUUGCAGUGGAGGGAAACUAAUUAAUUCAGGGUCAAAGGUUUAAAUGCACAAGCAAAUAUGGCCACACUGCAGUGAUGUCUCUGAUGGUAUAAUGUUAUUUUCUUUCUCCAUUUCCCCUCUGAAUAAGUUAACUACUGACUGAAGAGCCAGAGUUUAUCUUUGCUUAAGACAAUUUGUUGGUUAUGAAAGUCUACAGUCUGUUGUGUAACUUGAUUUUGUAAGACAGUUUAUGCAUUGCUAUGGGAAGUCUGAUGUCUGUCAGUAAAAGUUAGGAACAGCAGUGACUCUACAUUUUCUUCCUAAUUACAUCACUGUCUAUUACUUAGUGCUGUAUGGAUCACUUAAUAUCUUUUUCUUUUCCCUCAAAUCCCCCUUUAUAAUGUUAUAGAUAUGGGAUUACAGAUAUAAUACCAGUUAUAGGUAAUGAUCAUCUCAAUGUUUGCCUCUCAGGUGACAUAACAAUAAUGCCAUGUUAAAAUCAGGGCACCUUGACAGCAAAGACUUCAGACCUAUGACUAUCACUGGAUUUUUAUAAAUGUAGAAAAUGCAUACAGUUUACUUUGUUCUCACCUAAUCGUUUUUAGGAGAAGAAUGGUUUUUUUAAUCUCUCUUCUCUAAUAACAGUAACAAGUGAUUCUUCAGCUAAAAUGCAUUUAUCAGUUUAAGUUACUUUUUUUCAGUUGUUCAGGAGACAUGAAUACCUAAGAGAAUAUAUCUUAGUUAAUUGUUAAACUGCAUUACUCAAAUCAGAUUAAAAAUUACAGAUGCGUAUUCAGGAUUGAAGAGGCCACUUGCUGGAGAAGUAAAUUAAGAUAAAACAAAUUAAGGGUGCUUUAGUUCUGAAUAUUGACUUCUACUAAUCAAGUUAAUGAUAUUUAGGUAAAUUGUUUGAAUGAAUGUCUUCAGUUACUUCAUUUCAUGUUUCUGUAUAGAAAGUAAUUCAGUCUUCUUUAACUGCAUUCUCUUAAUUAGCUAUCUCUCAAAACACUUUCUUAUUCAAAUGUUUGGUGGACUAGCCAAACAUUUCUAGGAGAAAUUGUGAUUUUGCUUUUUGUACUAAACAUAAAAAAUAAGAACCAGGUACUAGCACAUGCUACUUUUACUAUUUUAUCCUGUAAUUUAAGUAGAUUUUUCAGAAGUGCAGCAUUUAUAAUAAUUUCCAGGUUGUUAAUAUAAUGUAUUGACUGUUGCCAGAAUUAGACAUGCUACAUUUAAUGCACUGUCCCUACAGUAGUAACAGGAGGAACUGCCAGUAUAAGUAUGUGCAUCAGCACCUGCUUCGUCCUUGGUGAGUGAUGUCCAAAGCCCCAUUUUGUCUUCCUGCUCAGCAACAUGAGCAUGUUUCUCAGUUUACAGUAGCACUGAAGAUAUGGUGGUACAAGCUGAAUAUAACUAGCAAAGUAGGUAAAAACUUCUUCCCUGGGGCCCCGAUUUGUUCAUUAGCUGUUUCACAACCAAGUAUUCCUUCACCACUAUAUAUUUCCUGUAGUCAGUUUAUUACAAUCAACAGCCAACAAGGUUAUUUUGUUAGUCCUGCAGGGUUUCUUUGUUGCUUUGCUCUGUGUCUGUACUACAGAAGGCUGCUGCUUUGAGCUUGAUGACUGUUGCCAAACAUGAGUAUUUCUGAUUGUCAUCUAUGUUCCUAAAGUGGGUAUGGAAAGAGUACAAGUCUGAAAGUAAUUUGAUUACAGUUAUUCUCUGGGUUUUGUCUGGUUUUCCAAGUACAGCUUCCAGUUUGUAGUUGAAUCACAAGUCAUUUGAUAGCUUUCUUUUCUGAGUUUUUAGUGUCUUCUUAGGUUUAACUGUUUUUUACAGUCAUAGAGGCAGUGAGCUUCUCAAAAGGUAAUGAGUAUUAGCUACACUCUUAGCAGUGAAGCUCACCCAAGCCUUGUUUCUUUUGUAUCUUCAGUGGGUUUUCUGUAGUCAUAGAUCAUAUUAGCUUUCAUCUCCUCUGUGUCACAAUACUUCUAUGAUUUAUAAACCAUGUGUCUGUGGCCUCUAUUAAUAUAGUAAAUUAAUUACACUUUUUAUGUAUGGUGUGCAAGAAUUAAGGCUGGAAUAUUUAUUCAGUGCAUGGUAUGAAUAUUUUGUGUUGCUGCCAGGCAAACUCUGCAGGGACAGGAGAGGUGGGAAUCCUACCCAGAUGGAUAAAGAGUUGUGGUUGCAGUUGUGUUCGAUGCUGCUGACCGACCUUCACAGCAUCUACUGCUCUGCACAGCAAGGACUACAAAAUGUUGAGUAAACUUUUUGCCAUGACUUUGCUUUCAUUCUCUCCUGUUAUUUGGAGGAGACAGGAGGAGAGCUGGGUCUCAGACCCUUGAAGAGUUUUCAAUUAAUUUACUUAAUAAUGCACUUGGAAGGACUGCUAUAUAGUGCCAACGCGUUCUGCCAAUCAUAGCCAAAGUGAAUUCAAUUUACCCUCCUAGCUGUCUUUCUGCUAAUGCAAGCAUGUGAAUGCAGACAAGGAAGAAGGUCACUACAGCAUUAUUAUUUUGGAAAAAGUUUCCUGAUUUCUGUUCUUGGCUAACUGGAUUUCUCACUGCUUUAAAUCCAAACCAGCAAGAUGUUGGCUGAAUGUCAUCGCUCAUAUUGUGACUACUAGAAGGCUACAUGAUACUCAGACUGAACAUGAUAGAUUCAACUGUGCAGGUUCAACAGUUCUUACAGUGCAGGUACACAUAUUCAUAAAAACAGAGACUAAUAAGGAAUUUAUCAAAGAUACCAAAUAUUGAAGAUAUUUACCCAUGUAAACGCUUUGGUAGGAUCCUGCAGACUAGGGUGAAUGGCUUCACUGCUUGUCAUGCAUUGUGCCUGUUUACUUUUGUGACUUAGAGGGAGGCUUUCAAAGCUGUCAGGAUAGCUUUAUUCACUAGCAUUACUGUUCUAAAAAUAAAUAUCUCCUCAUUACUGCUCACAGGAAACACCAGUAGAUUCUAUUGAUGCUGUGUCUCAGAACUAACUUAACAAGCUAGAAUAAAUGUAUGCCCUCUGAGAGAUGAGAGACAAGAAACAACUGACUGAAGGUUAAAAAUGUAGCAGUCCAAGGCAUUGCAUUGAUUGGGCAAGCCACAGUUCUCAUUCUUCUGCCAAAACUCUGAUACCACGUGUUGCCUGUUUUUUCAGUUAGAAGCUGAUUAUUUUAUUUACUGAACUAGUAGUCUGCGUUUUCUGUCCUUUAGCAAGGACUGCAAUUUGUAGGAAGCAUUUAACCACUCUGAAGAAUAUUGAUUUGAUACCUAACAUUAUGAUUUCUAGAACUCAAAAGGAGUUAGAAAGAGUUGCCUUUUCUUAUUUCAGUCACUGCAGUAAUUUUCAAACUGAAAGAUCUCUGGGUCCUCUCUAAUGGCAAGUAGAAUGAGAUCCAAGCAGCAGUGGAUGGAUAUGUUUAGAGGGAAAGGAGUUAUGAGCUACUUUCUCUGGAAAUGGUCUGUAAAGUGCAGCAGCCGCAGCUGGAGAAUCAGUAGAAAUGCCCCCUCUUGCAUUUUGACUUAGGGUAGCUUUAAGUGGUGUGGAAGAACAACUUCUAAAGGACUGGGAACAGGAUAAAUUGAAUUGAAACUCAGCCAUGAGAGACACCAGAGUUUUAACAGGCAUUGCUGUGUUAGACAAGCAGCCAGCUGCCUCACUUACUGUCCUGCCAUACACAUUCUUCAGCCAUAGUCCCAAGAGAGCCACUCCCUUAAUCAUUAGUUGUCAUCUAUUUGAUUGUAUUUAAUUAUGGUUAUUGAUGGAUCUCCAGGUACCUUCUGGGAAGCUGUAUUAAUUGGAAACAUACAGGGUGCCAGGUUCCUUCAUUCUGCCUAGAGACCAAAGGCUUCUACUGACAGGUUGAAAUUAAUCAGAGAUAAAAUCCUUUUAGUGAUACGACCAACUGAGCCAAAGCCUGCAUCAAGCUUUAACAAACUGUACUUCUCUUUAUGGUCCAUUGUCUCAGAACUGGCACUGAGAGAUAUAUGGCCCUGCAGAGGGAUGAGGGAAGAUAGAGAGGAGUGGAGCUACAGGAUUUGUUCCAGAACUAUGACACCACUAGCAUCUUAAUUUGCAUGCUGUUAAAUACAUUUUUUACUUCAGAGAAGACCCAUUUAAUGUGCAAGUGUCUCAGCUAGAGAUGUUUCUGGGGAUCUUGGAAUGGAUCAGAGCAGAUAAUACUUUGUGGCAUCUCUGAGCAAAUAAGGAGGCACAGGUGAUUUGCAGUGGAAAUGAGCUGAGUUUCCUAGACCCUGGGAAUUAGGGAUGGCCUCAGAACUACUCAGAUUGACAGGAAAAUGCAGGGCAGCUGAUCUGAUUGAGAUAGCACAGGAUGAGGGUUGUUGUGGGGGUUAGGAUGGGGUGUGACAUAUCUAGUUGUGAGUGCAUUAAUAUGUUGUGCUAAUAAGAGCAGUAAGUGCUGAUGCUGUCCAAGCACAAUAGCUCAGCAGGCAGGAGUUAAGGCUGAACCACCUGGAAUCUUAGCAAACUGGUUACUUUCACUGCCAAAGUUAAAGUGGAAGUGCUUUAAAUUUUAAGGCAUCUCUAAUUAAAUUGGUUUAAGGAGGUCAGGAUGAGACAGAUAAGAAUAAAGUGUGGUUGGUGAGGGCAUUAUGAACUGGUAUGGUGCAUUCAGGAUAAAUUUGUGUGAAUAUGGUGGAAUUUAUCUGAAAGCUGGAUCCAGGCAGUCAAAAAGACAUGGAUAUCAACUCUAUUCUUUUUUGCCAAUACAACAGUUUUCCUAGCCUCAUCCCCUAACUGAUUUUUAGGUAGUAUCCAGAUGUUUUACAUAACUACACCAGAAAGUGAAGAAUACAUGGUGUAAUUUCUCAUCUCUUAAAGAGGUAUCUAAGAUAGCAGUCUCAUUUUAAAGGGUGUAUUUUAUUACAGCAUUGCUAGCAUUGUUUUUAAUUGUGGCAUAGCAUGUACUGUAGCAUCAUAUGAAACCCUUAUUCAGUUGUGAUAUAUAUAUUAUUUUCAAAUCUAAUAUUAAUAGUUUUAAGCUCUAUGGUUCAUUUUGGUUUUGACCGGCUGAAAUGCAAGCUAGGAUUCAGUUUUAAACGUGUCAAUACAAGAAAAAAAAAAAGCUGUAAAUGCUAAUUAGUGAAAGUUAAAGUUUUACAUGGUUUUUGUAGUUGUACAUUCAAGAUUCACAGUAAAACAUCUCUGGGGUUCACUGUUGAGGGAAUUUAGUUUCUGACUGGCCCUAUAAAGUCAGCACUUCUGUCCCAUCCAUUAGUGACUUGGUGCUAUCAGCUAUACAAAAUACAGACUGUAGAGACAUUUGGCUAUUCAAUAACACAACCUUUUUGUAGUUCUGCAUUCUUCCUUAAAAUGAAUGUUUAAUAUUUAAAAAUAAUGUUUAAUAAUAAAACUGUGUCCUGCUUCAGA